AUGAAUUCAUCCCUACACGCACAGCAUUUUCGACGUGGUGGCAAUGUGUUGACUAGGCGCGGUACUGGCUCAUCGAGAGCCAAGCGCACCAGGAAGGUUGGAAUCGUCGGAAAGUACGGUACCCGAUAUGGUGCUUCGCUGCGUAAGAUGGUGAAGAAGAUGGAAAUCACCCAGCACGCCAAGUACACUUGCACGUUCUGCGGCAAGGAUGCUAUGAAGCGGUCGUGCGUAGGUAUCUGGUCGUGCAAGCGAUGCAACCGUGUCGUUGCAGGUGGUGCCUGGGUGUAUUCAACCACAGCAGCUGCCUCGGUACGAUCAGCUGUCCGUCGUCUGCGUGAAUUGUAA
Molecule: messenger RNA, 345 nt
Organism: Anopheles marshallii
Lineage: Eukaryota; Metazoa; Arthropoda; Insecta; Diptera; Culicidae
Gene: RpL37A
Product: 60S ribosomal protein L37a
Exons: 3
Coding region: 1-345 (114 amino acids)
Biological process (GO): translation
Cellular component (GO): ribosome
Molecular function (GO): structural constituent of ribosome
Source: RefSeq, a predicted model, not a curated record